AUGGCUGCAAUGGACAAAUUCUCCUCAAAGCUACGGACGCUCUUUCAGGAGAGGAUGCCGGUAACGUCGUCUGCGACGCCUCCCAGAGCCGGACAGAGAAGCCAAGAGCGCGAAAGGUUUGAGCCCUACGGCGAAAGCAACAGCCUCGGCGCCUCUGGCCGCACCCAAGUGUCAGGCUACGACCAGCAUUCUCAGCCACCGACAAAUAGCUGGGGGCAAUCCCACCCAACAUGGGUAAAUCCUGGACCGACCUGCCCAGCAAAAACAGCGUACGGCCCACUCCAUGCUUUGGCCAUAUCACUGGGGCAAAGCUGCCCCACACAUCCUGUGGUCCAACAACUUGGCCCAGUUCACACCGUGGCCGUCCAGACCCAUCCUGGCCUAGGCAACGCGACCGCUGCUUCGUCACAGCAAUACGGUCAGAGCAAUCCGACCGUUUCACCAUUACAGGCGUGGUUAUUUUCGUCAGGCUCCCACAUUCAGUACGGUUCGGCCCUUCCGACAGCAACACAUACGCACCCCGGUCAAACCUACGGCGCUUAUCUAGUGCCGCCCGGCUCGGUCGCAACAACCGAACCCCCCGUUCAAGUGGCCCAGCAGAUAAGGCCGCAGAACGAAGGGCAACAAGUUCCGCGGCUGGUUGCGGCCUAG
This is a messenger RNA of Prunus armeniaca (apricot), 651 nucleotides long. The record is from the annotation of a GenBank genome assembly. NCBI's taxonomy places the organism in Eukaryota, Viridiplantae, Streptophyta, Magnoliopsida, Rosales, Rosaceae.